This is a messenger RNA of Osmerus eperlanus (European smelt), 1615 nucleotides long. Its product is annotated as transmembrane protein 222-like. The record is from RefSeq and is a predicted model, not a curated record. Lineage: Eukaryota; Metazoa; Chordata; Actinopteri; Osmeriformes; Osmeridae. The coding region runs from base 541 to 1182 and encodes 213 amino acids. The transcript is spliced from 6 exons.
GUUCAUCAAUGUCUUCCAUGAUUUUACUUUUGCUGAGUGUAUACUUUUAAAUGUGCGCCUAAUGCAUCACUGUCGACCGAAUGUUGGACUGCUGUAGAGAACCACUGCGGCUCGGGGUCAACAGUCUGCCAGCUUGGCACACUAAUGAGGGUGACCCAGCUGGAGCAGGUAUCCGUUAUGAUGAUUAAGGACAGGCAAAGAAAGACCCGUUACAAUGAGGCUUCAAAGCCUCUUUGACUAAAAUCCGCCCUCGUUAUUUGCGCUGCACCGUAUUGUGAACAAAUCUACACCGACAUGCCAUUGAGAAGAGUUAGUUAAAGCUUCACGCAAAGUGGAUAUAAUAGAUCAUUCACUGAGCGCUCAGAGUUGGUUGGUUUGCAUGGUUUGUGAAUGCACAAAUCUUCUCUGUCUGGUACUGGGGAAUAGUACCCACACACAUCUUCUCUGUCUAGUACUGGGUAAUAGUACCCACACCAAUCUUCUCUGUCUAGUAGGCUACUGGGUAAUAGUACCCAGUUCUUACCCGCUGUAGUAGUUCACAUGGUUUCCUGCGACACGGUGCAACCGGGUGAAACAAAUCGAGGAACCCGCUUGUUUCUGUUUACGUCACAUGACCUGUCAAAAUCAGUGAUGGCGGAGGCGGAUGAAACAGACAUGAUGAUGAAUUACCACGGGGGAUUCGAAAAAAUUGACAAAAAAAACUGUCGUUAUCCGUAUUGCAUUGUUUGGACACCAAUCCCCAUUCUGUCGUGGGUUUUGCCCUUCAUUGGUCACAUGGGCAUAUGUACCUCCUCAGGCGUGAUCCGAGACUUCGCGGGAUCAUACUUUGUGUCUGAGGGCAAUAUGGCUUUUGGGCGGCCAACCAAGUACUGGCAGUUGGACGUUGACAAGGUGUGUGGCAGUGGGUCUGCAGCUUGGGACAAGGCAGUGAGUGACUCGUCAGAGGAGUACAAACGCAGAACGCAUAACCUCUGCUGUGACAACUGCCACUCUCAUGUGGCCCUCGCCCUCAACCUGAUGCACUAUGACAACAGCACCUCCUGGAACAUGGGGAAGCUCUGUGUGCUGGCCCUCCUCCACAGCAAACACGUCAGCUGUGUGGCGUUUCUCAAGACCUGGUUGCCCUUCUUAAUGCUCAGUGGAGUCAUUGCUACCUUCAUCCUAGCGCUCAACCUGCACUGACCUCAGGGGACGACCGAGGGAGACGAAGAGAGAGGACCACAGCCUGCUCCCUUUUCAGCAGAACGGACAUGUUAAUGGUCUGACUUUGACAAGCCAAAUUGUGUUCAAUGUGGAAAACUAAAUCUGUUUGUUACUUUUGAAACGCUGUAUUUCUUCUUUUCUCCCCCUUAGAAAGUAAAAUCAGUUUGAUCAGAAUGUGUUAAAUAUUCAUAUUUCCAUCAUUUAUUUUAGUUUGUCACACAUAACCAUGUGAGCUGCCUGUCAACAUUUCCUUUUCCAAUUUCAGAGAAAACUUGAAUGUUUGGGAAUUACAAACCAAAUAAGAGCAAUAGAAUAAUCAUUUAGUUGUUCAUUUAUUUAAAGUUUUUGUUAUUUAUUUAGAAAAUGUGCAUAUCUAUGUAUUCCAUGUGUUUUUGCAAUAUAAACUAUUUUG